Trichoderma reesei QM6a is the source of this 1737-nucleotide messenger RNA. RefSeq lists its product as uncharacterized. The transcript has 3 exons. Lineage: Eukaryota; Fungi; Ascomycota; Sordariomycetes; Hypocreales; Hypocreaceae. The record is from RefSeq and is a predicted model, not a curated record. Bases 1 to 1737 code for a protein of 578 amino acids. Gene Ontology annotation, molecular function: NADH dehydrogenase activity.
AUGGCUUCAACUCAGUCGAUGAGGGCCCUCGCCAGGGCUGGCCAAUUGGCUCCCAAUGGCGUCGCAACCCGAGCCUUUUCAUCGGCUACCAAGGCCGCGAUGCUGCGAACCGCUGCGCGGCCGUCCGUGGCCAUGAAGCUGGCCAACUCUGGUCGCAUUGCCUUCCGGAGAGCCUACGCCGACGAGGCCCCCAAGCCCAGGCCCGGCAAGCUGCGCAGGACCUUCCGAUGGGCCUGGAGGCUGACGUAUCUGUCGGCCAUUGGCCUCGUGGGAUACACUGCCUACAACAUCUACGAGGACCGACACCCCGACGAGCAGUACGAGCCUGAUCCCAGCAAGAAGACGCUGGUCAUUCUGGGCACCGGCUGGGGCUCCGUGGCUCUCCUCAAGAAGCUCGACACCUCCAACUACAACGUCGUCGUGGUCUCUCCCCGCAACUACUUCCUCUUCACCCCCCUCCUGCCCUCAUGUACCACCGGUACCAUCGAGCACCGCUCCAUCAUGGAGCCGGUCCGCGCCAUUCUGCGCGGAAAGAAGGCCGCCGCCAAGUUCUUCGAGGCCGAGGCCACCUCCAUUGACCCCGAGCGCAAGGUCGUGCGCAUUGCGGACAACUCCGAGAUCAAGGGCGCAACUUCGGAGACGGAGAUCCCCUACGAUAUGCUCGUCGUCGGCGUCGGCGCCGAGAACGCAACCUUUGGCAUCCCUGGCGUCAGAGAGCACAGCUGCUUUCUGAAGGAAAUUGGCGAUGCCCAGCAGAUCCGCAAGAAGAUCAUGGACUGCGUCGAGACAGCCGCCUUCAAGGGCCAGACGCCCGAGGAGAUUGACCGUCUCAUGCACAUGGUCGUCGUUGGCGGUGGCCCUACUGGUGUCGAGUUCGCCGGUGAGCUCCAAGACUUUUUUGAGGAGGACAUCAAGAAGCUGGUCCCCGACAUCAGCCCCCACUUCAAGGUCACCCUCAUUGAGGCCUUGCCCAACGUUCUCCCCAUGUUCUCCAAGACGCUGAUCGACUACACCGAAAACACCCUGCGCGAGGAGAAGAUUGACAUCAAGACCAAGACCAUGGUCAAGAAGGUCACUGACAAGACCGUCGAGGCCGAGGUUUCCCGCCCUGACGGCUCCAAGGAGCGUGUCGAGAUCCCCUACGGUCUGCUUGUCUGGGCCACUGGCAACGCCGUCCGCCCCAUUGUCAAGGACCUGGCCAGCAAGAUUCCUGCGCAAAAGGACUCCCGCCGCGGCCUCGCCGUCAACGAGUACCUCGUCGUCCAGGGAACCCGCGACAUCUGGGCCAUUGGUGACUGCGCCGUCGCUGGCUACGCCCCUACCGCACAGGUGGCCUCGCAGGAGGGUAGCUUCCUUGGCAAGUUAUUUAACAACAUGGCCAAGACGGAGAGCUACGAGCAGCGUAUCCAGGAGCUCAGCAGCAAGAUGAACAUUGAGACCGGCAACUCUGCCGAGGCCGCUCAGGAGAUUGAGCUGCUGGAGAGACAGCUCAAGAAGAUCCGUGAUGUCAAGCCCUUCAGAUACAGCCACCAGGGAAGCUUGGCCUACAUUGGCAGCGAGAAGGCCGUUGCCGACGUCAGCUGGUGGAACGGCAACCUGGCCACCGGUGGUAGCCUGACCUAUCUCUUCUGGAGAAGCGCCUAUCUCUCGAUGUGCUUUAGCACACGAAACCGUGUCCUUGUCCUGCUCGACUGGCUCAAGUCCAAGGCCUUCGGCCGUGACGUCUCCCGAGAGUAA